UUAACAUCCCCCCCCCACCCCGCCUCCCCACCUCACGGCGGCCAUUGUUGUUUGCUUCCGUGGCUACCCGGAGCGGGAGUGUUAAAGUGGAGGGAACGAGAGGGAACGAGAGAGAAGGAAGGAAGGAAGGAAAUAACGAACGAAAAACGCCAGCGGCGGUGGGAGGAAGGAGGGGAAGGGAAGGAAAGGCGAGGGAGAGAGACAGACGAAAGAAAAGAGAGAAACGUUGGCCCGACGUUGGAGACCGGCUGCCUUCCACCGCCUCCUCUGCCUCGCCAGUCAAGAUCUGUGUCUCCCUCUCUGCCCUGCUGUGUCAGGCCUCGUCAUGUCCUUCAUAUUUGACUUGAUUUCCUCUGGAUUCAGUAGCGUCCUACAAUUUCUGGGUCUGUAUAAGAAGUCUGGUAAGUUGGUGUUUCUGGGUCUGGACAAUGCUGGGAAGACGACACUUCUUCACAUGCUGAAGGACGACCGCCUGGGCCAGCAUGUACCCACACUCCACCCUACUUCUGAGGAGUUGACUAUUGCCGGGAUGACGUUCACGACCUUUGACCUGGGCGGACAUGCACAAGCUCGCCGUGUCUGGAGGAACUAUCUCCCGGCCAUCAACGCUGUCGUGUUCCUGGUGGACUGUGCGGACCUCUCACGCCUCCACGAAAGUCGUGACGAGUUAGCGGCGUUGAUGAUGGACGAGUCCAUCUCCAACGUGCCCAUCCUGGUGCUGGGAAACAAAAUCGACAGACCUGAGGCAGUCAGCGAGCAGCGAUUCAGAGACGAGUUCGGACUCUCUGGACAAACUACGGGGAAGGGUUCCGUGCCAGCGAAGGAUCUGAAUGCGCGUCCACUUGAGGUGUUUAUGUGCUCCGUGCUCAAGCGUCAGGGCUACGGGGAAGGAUUCCGCUGGCUAUCCCAGUACAUCGACUGACGAGUCACUCGCUCAGUCAGUCAGUCACGCAGUCACUCAGUCAGUCACUCAGUUAGUCACUCACUCAGUCAGUCACUCAGUCACUCAGUCACUCACACAGUCAGUCAGUCACUCAGUCACUCAGUCAG
Petromyzon marinus (sea lamprey) is the source of this 1050-nucleotide messenger RNA. NCBI's taxonomy places the organism in Eukaryota, Metazoa, Chordata, Hyperoartia, Petromyzontiformes, Petromyzontidae. The record is from RefSeq and is a predicted model, not a curated record.